This is a messenger RNA of Durotheca rogersii, 1873 nucleotides long. RefSeq names its product putative efflux pump antibiotic resistance protein. The transcript has 2 exons. Bases 93 to 1790 code for a protein of 565 amino acids. Gene Ontology annotation, molecular function: transmembrane transporter activity. Gene Ontology annotation, biological process: transmembrane transport. The record is from RefSeq and is a predicted model, not a curated record. Lineage: Eukaryota; Fungi; Ascomycota; Sordariomycetes; Xylariales; Xylariaceae.
UCUCUGCCUGCCUACCUGUUUGUCUCCCUGCCCAUCGUCCCCUGCCGAUCCGGUCUGUGCCCGAUCGACUCGACAUCCGGAACUAGCUAGCUAUGGCCGCGAGCACUGUGCCAUCGACGCUCGCCGUUUCCGACUCGGACAACACCGUCCAAGAGAUAAAGCCAAACGAAUGCCAGCCGGGCCAGCCCUCCCUAGGCGUCGUGACUACGACCCAGAUCCCCAUUCCUUCGAGCCAUGACGCCCCGAAAGCCGGUCGGCAACUUCGGGGGUUCGCCUGGUUUAUCAUGGUUGUUGCCCUCAUCCUGUCUACCUUCCUCUACGCGCUUGACAACACCGUGCUAGCCAACGUCCGGCCUAGCAUAAUCGACACUUUGGGCCGCAUAGACCUGUUGCCUUAUGUGUCUAUCACCUAUCCGCUGGGCGAAGUCGGGUCGAGCCCUCUUUGGGGCAAGCUCAACAACCUAUUCAACAACAAGAUCCUCUUCCUCAUUGCGCUAGCCGUUUUCGAAAUCGGCUCCGCCGUCAUCGGGUCCGCCAGAUCCAUGGAGGCCGUGAUUGUGGGUCGCGCCAUCGCCGGGUUUGGCGGAUCGGGAAUCUACAUGGGCACGAUGAAUAUCGUGUCGGCCAUGACCACACCAACCGAGAGACAGCUAUAUCUGAAUCACAUCGGCAUCGCCUGGAGCUUGGGGACCAUCUUGGGCCCCAUUAUCGGCGGCGCCUUUGCCGAUUCCUCGGCAACCUGGAGGUGGGCAUUUUAUAUCAACAUUGUUGUCGCUGCUUUCGGCGGGCCGACCUGUGUCUUCCUGGUCCCACCCGUCCUUCCACCGGCCGCCAACACCAGGACCGUCUGGGAAAGAAUAAAACAAGUCGAUUACGUCGGCGAGAUCCUCUUCCUGGGAGGCGUCCUCGUCCUGGUCAUGAUCCUCGGGUCCGGCGGCGCCGUGUAUUCGUGGACCAGCGGACAAAUGAUAGGGUUAUACGCAGCGGCGCCUGUGAUUUGGAUAUUAUUUUACGUCCAACAGCGUUUCGAAAUAUUCACUGUGGACAGAAUCUUCCCGCUGCAACUCGCGGGGGAUUGGCAGACGGUGUCGCUAUUUUUCUGGGCCGCUCUGGCUAUCGCCAACAACGUAGUUACUAUUUAUUCCUUGCCGCUGCUCUUCCAGUUCGCUUUCAACGACUCGGCUCUACGUGCUGCGGUGUGGACGCUCCCUUUUAUCGCCGCUCUUCUUGCCAGCGGAGGCCCACUUGGGCCAAUAUUUCCCAAAUUUCCUGUCUACUGGAUCUGGUUUGCUGCCGCCGGCUCGCUUAUGCUCAUCGGUGGCGGCUUACUUACAACGAUUAACUACAGCACCUCUCGUGGUGCUAUAGUCGGAUAUACCGUUAUCCAGGGCCUCGGCUGCGGCCCCGUCGUACAACUUCCCUUUACCGUCGGUCAAGCCAAGGUUGCUCGAUCUGAAGCCGGUGCAGUCACUGGCUUCCUCACCUGUGCACAAAUGGGUGGCCUUGUGCUUUCGCUGGGGAUUGCAACUACUGUAUUCCUCAAUCUAACUACGAACGAUAUUGCUGCGAUCCUCCCGGACCAACCGCUCAGUUUGAUCCAGGCUGCUAUUAACGGUGACAGCUCGUCAUUCUUUGAACAGUUAGACCCUGAUAUUCGUCAACAGAUCGUCGAGAUAAUCGCUCAUAACAUCGGGAAAGUGUUCUACUUGAAUGUCGCUGGCUCUGGGUUUGGUCUGGUGACCGCACUACUAAUGAAACGAGAAAGAUUACAACUUCGGGUGGAAGAAUAGCGAAGGGUUAACGACCCAAGAACCAAUCGCUGAUAAACUAGCGCGGUAGAAUAGAACCUGUUAGAUAAGUUAUAAUAUUGGGC